Penaeus chinensis is the source of this 1095-nucleotide messenger RNA. Its product is annotated as gastrula zinc finger protein XlCGF8.2DB-like. Bases 1 to 1095 code for a protein of 364 amino acids. The record is from RefSeq and is a predicted model, not a curated record. NCBI's taxonomy places the organism in Eukaryota, Metazoa, Arthropoda, Malacostraca, Decapoda, Penaeidae. The transcript has a single exon. Gene Ontology annotation, molecular function: DNA-binding transcription factor activity, RNA polymerase II-specific; RNA polymerase II cis-regulatory region sequence-specific DNA binding. Gene Ontology annotation, biological process: regulation of DNA-templated transcription.
AUGACGAUGAGUAUCCUCGCCGACUGGAUGCCUUUGGUCCCACUCACGGACAAGGAAUUUUAUGGCACAGGAGUCAGUAUCAAAAAAGAGCUCAGCGAAGAUAUUUCCGAGGAUACUUGUAUUGAAAUUAAGGAAGAACAAUUUGAUUAUGCAGGUAAAGAGAGAGAUGAAGUGAGUGAAGAGAAAGUGAUAUAUGAAUCUCUUCUCUUUCAUAAUCUUCUUGAACUAAGACAUGAAGGAAAUGCAAAGAACAUGUAUAAUUUGGUUCAGGAUCGCAAAGGCUCGUUUGUUGUUGUUGAGAAUUGUCUGAAUAAGAAUUCAUCAAAUGGCGAUCAGGUGAUGCAUAAGGAAAGUCUUAAGCAAGGUACACAACCAAAAGUGGAAGCUAAAUUGAAAAGAUUUGUAUGUGAGGUAUGUGGCAAGAAAUUUCCUCAUAAGGGAUAUAUCAACAUUCAUAUAAGAGUUCACACAAAAGAGAAGCCAUUCAGCUGUGAGAUUUGCAAUAAGGCUUUCUCUAAGAAAGGUACUCUAGUACAGCACAUGAGAGUACAUACAAAAGAGAAGCCAUUCAGUUGUGAGAUUUGCAGCAAGGCCUUCUCUGAUAAAGGUACUCUAGUAAAGCAACUGAGAGUGCAUACAAAGGAGAAACCAUACAGCUGUGAGAUUUGCAGGAAUACCUUCUCUCAGAAAGGCAGUCUAGAAAGGCACAUGGAAAUCCAUACAAAGGAGAAGCCAUUCAGUUGUGAGAUUUGCAGCAAGGCCUUCUCUGUGAAAGAUACUCUAAUAAAGCACAUAAGAGUACAUACAAAGGAGAAGCCGUUCCGCUGUGAGAUUUGCAGCAAGGCCUUCUCUCAGAAAGGUCAUCUAGUACAGCACACGAGAGUACAUACAAAGGAGAAGCCAUUCAGCUGUGAGAUUUGCAACAAGACCUUCUCUGAGAAAAAUACCCUGGUGCGUCACAUGAGGGUACAUAUAAAAGGGAAACCGUACAGCUGUGAGAUCUGCAACAAGGCCUUCUCUGAUAAAAGUACUCUAGUAGGGCACAUGAGAGUACAUACAAAGGAGAAGCCAUUCAGCUUCUCCACGAAGAAAUAA